AGGUCAACAUGUCCCACACCUGCCACACCUGGGCGGCGUGCAGGUGCGACAAGUCCGGGAAGCAGGAGGCCAGCACGUCGCCCACACCACUCAGAUGCUGGUGGACAGACUUCAAGUCGCCCACGGAGAAAAGUGCGGCCCAACUUGUUGUUGUUGGAACAACUUUGUCUUCGCCAUCUUUUUGUCGUCUUUGUAAAGUUCUGUUGUGACACGUGACCGCGAACUUGCUCUCGAUGACGUUCCACUGGACGAUAAAAGCUAACUUGAAGACCUCGGCGUCCUCGAAGAUGUUGCUUUUCACCGCCACCCAGCCUUCUAAACUGUCUGGACGCUCACAGUCGGCGUCUUUCUGAGACACUUGAGGCGGUCUUAAAGCUGCUGCCCUUGUUGUACAGAAGUCUUCCGUCUUUAUCACGGCCGCCAUCGCUCUGACGCAGGCAUCAAGUUGCUGUUUAUUUGUGUCGCUGGCAUGUCGUCACGUGACCAGCUUCUAUUUCUGUCCUCUGCUGCUCACAUUCACUCAACUUGCUGCUCUGCAAACUUCAUCAGAGAAGAAGAGAUGCAACACAAUUCUACAAAACAAAGUGAAGAUUCAUCUGACAUGCAUCACAUGGAAAGUGAAAUGGCCAGCAGAAGACUUCAGUUAGAAGAAAAAGUGGACGAGAUGGAAAAGUUUGCAGGACACUUGGAGGAAAUCUUCCUGACUGUGGAGGAGAACUUUGGGCGUCGUGAGCAGCACUUGGAGCAUCACUACAACCAGGUGCUGCACACCUUGUCCCAGGGUCAUGAUGCUGCUGCUGCAGGGCUGGAGGAGCAGAAGAGGAACAAGUUGCAGAGUUUGUACACUCAGCUGCUUGCUUGUGGGGAACACCUGGACGCCUCCAAGGAGCUCAUUGAGGAAGCCAAGGAGGUUUACCGCAGCCACGAUGUCAGGCUUUUUCUCAAGGUUGUGGUUGCCACCAUUAAAAGAAUGGAGGACUUUGCCAAAGAAGAGAUGGACCUCACCUUGUCCACACGUCUGGACUUUGACACGCCUCUUGCUGACCUGUCGGACGUCAGAAGCAUGAUGGACUCCAUCAACAUUGUUGCAGCUCCAUCAGCUCCAGUCAUAAACCCCCAAAUGGCCAACUCGGCCACACACACAUCUCUGCGUGUGUGCUGGACUCUGUUCUCUGACGACACGGUGGACUACUACGAGCUGUACUACACACCUGUGCUGCAGGACACACCCACUGCGGCACCACCAGUGCACAAAGUGAAAGUGAAAGAAAGUCAGUGCUCUUUGACAGACCUGCUGCCUGGAGCUCAGUAUGAAGUGUGGCUGACAGCCACCAACACCACCGGCAUCAGCCCCGCCAGCGACAAGGUACUCUACCUCACAGUGCCUUCACCUCCAGUGCUGAAGUUGAAGGAGUGUUGCAGCUGCACAGAGGCUGCUCUAAUUCGCUGGGAGUCAGGAAACUGUGAUCCUGUCGAUUCCUACACACUGGAACUCCAACAGUUGACACUUGAUGCCAAUGACCGCCAUGUCACACAGUGUGUGGUAGCAAUCCCCACCUGCCAGAGUCUGGUUGCCCUCCAAGAUGGCCAUCAAUACAGCGUGUGUGUGAGGGCCGUCAAUGUUGGCGGUCAGAGCGACAAGAGUGAUGUCAUCACCAUCUCCACCACUGGUACCUUCUUCCACCUGAUGGAGGACACUGCCCAUCCCUGCUUGUCCUUCUCAGAGGACGGUCUGACCUUAUUUUAUGGGGAUGAAGAAGUACCAAUAAGUGCUAUGGGUCUAGACCAGAACUACUUCACCAGUUGUGUGGCGGUCCUGGGGGAUCUGAUUCCAGUGCGUGCUCGCCAUUACUGGGAAGUGUCGCUGGACCAGGAGACAGAGUUUCGUAUUGGCGUGGCGUAUGAGGACACGGAGAGAAGUCACUACCUGGGAGGAAACAGUAGCUCCUGGUGCAUGAGACACGUCCUCACUCCAUCCAGACACAAGUACGAGUUUCUGCACGAUGGCUGGAGUCCUGACCUGAGGAUCACGGUGAACCCAGUCCACGUGGGUGUGGCUUUGGACUACGAGAGAGGAACCCUGAGCUUCUUUAACGUGGAUUUGAAACAACACCUGCACACCUUCCAGUGUCACUUCCAGCGCUUGGUGCACCCUUGUUUUGGUCUGGACAGCCCAGGAGCUCUGACCAUCAUCAAUGGAAUGGAGGCUCCCAGAUAUGUCUUCCAGAAUUAGCAUCUCCAGAGAUUUGAUGACUUUUUAUUUGAAUAUUCCAUGGGAACAACAUUCAUUUUCCAAGAGAAGAAAAGUUUUUACAUUUCUUGGCCAACUGCUGUAAAAUAUGAUCAUCACUAUUCACAUUAAAAAAGGAGAAAUCCACCAAGGAAACCUAAAAA
Molecule: messenger RNA, 2394 nt
Organism: Nerophis ophidion (straightnose pipefish)
Lineage: Eukaryota; Metazoa; Chordata; Actinopteri; Syngnathiformes; Syngnathidae
Product: fibronectin type III and SPRY domain-containing protein 2
Exons: 14
Coding region: 470-2233 (587 amino acids)
Molecular function (GO): protein binding
Source: RefSeq, a predicted model, not a curated record